Messenger RNA from Balaenoptera musculus (blue whale), 4449 nucleotides. RefSeq names its product protein phosphatase 1 regulatory subunit 9B (gene PPP1R9B). Gene Ontology annotation, molecular function: actin filament binding. Lineage: Eukaryota; Metazoa; Chordata; Mammalia; Artiodactyla; Balaenopteridae. Gene Ontology annotation, biological process: calcium-mediated signaling; actin filament organization; neuron projection development. The transcript is spliced from 9 exons. The record is from RefSeq and is a predicted model, not a curated record. Bases 514 to 2853 code for a protein of 779 amino acids. Gene Ontology annotation, cellular component: actin cytoskeleton; dendrite; cytoplasm.
UAGUGCAGCGGCGGAGCGGCCCGGGCCGGCCGAGCAGCCAUGGGCGCCCUGGUGCCGGGCCCCCCAAGAGUCAAGGCCCCCGGCCGGGGUUGGGGGUGCCGAGGCUACCAGCCCCGCUGACACCGCCUCGGACGAUGUGAGCCGGCGCCUCCGCUGCUGCUUCGCGGUCAGGGCUCACAGUCCCACCGGCCCCGGCCGCCGCUUUUCUAAUUUGGGUGGGGGCGACCGUUCCAGGCCGCUCGGUCUUUGGUACAGGGGCUGGCUGUCUUUGGCAGCUUGAUUGGGGGAGGCGACCCACACAGGGCUCUCGGAGAUUUUUUUUCCUUUUUUUUUUUUUUUUUUUUUUAAAGCGAGGUUAACUGUUUUGGGCAGCUUGGUUUUGGGGGGGAGGCUAAAAAAGGCCUUUCGGGGUUCCUUUUCUCUGGGGGAGGGGGCGGUGGUCCCGACUUGGCCAGCCGCCUUUUGGAAGGGGGGAGCGGGAAGCGUGGGGAUGAGAACCCGGCUCCCCCCACUAUGAUGAAGACGGAGCCGCGGGGGCCCGGGGGUCCCCUCCGGAGCGCUUCCCCGCACCGCAGCGCCUACGAGGCGGGCAUCCAGGCUCUGAAGCCGCCCGACGCGCCCGGGCCAGACGAGGCACCUAAGGCGGCCCACCACAAGAAAUAUGGCUCCAAUGUCCACCGCAUCAAAAGUAUGUUCCUGCAGAUGGGCACGACGGCGGGCGCGCCGGGCGAGACGGGCGGCGGCGCGGGCCCCACUGAGGCCUUGCGGGCGCCCGAGCGCGGCGUGCGCCUGUCGCUGCCGCGGGCCAGCAGCCUAAACGAGAACGUGGACCAUAGUGCCCUGCUGAAGCUGGGCACCAGCGUGUCGGAGCGCGUGAGCCGCUUUGACUCCAAGCCCGCGCCCUCCGCGCAGCCCGCGCCGCCGCCGCACCCGCCGUCCCGGCUGCAGGAGACGCGGAAGCUGUUCGAACGGAGCGUCCCGGCGGCCGCGGGCGGCGACAAGGAGGCCGCGGCGCGGCGGCUGCUGAGGCAGGAGCGCGCCGGCCUGCAGGACCGGAAGCUGGACGUCGUGGUGCGCUUCAACGGCAGCACCGAGGCGCUGGACAAGCUGGACGCCGACGCCGUGUCGCCGACGGUCAGUCAGCUCAGCGCCGUCUUUGAGAAGGCCGACUCGAGGACCGGCCUCCACCGCGGGCCGGGGCUGCCCAGGGCCGCGGCCGGCGGGGCGCCCCAGGUCAACUCAAAGCUGGUUAGCAAGCGGUCCCGGGUGUUUCAGCCGCCCCCGCCGCUGCCCGCCCCGUCGGGGGAUGCCCCAGCCGAGAAGGAGCGCGGCUCCGGAGGGCAGCAGCCCCCGCAGCACCGAGUGGCCCCCGCCCGGCCGCCCCCCAAGCCUCGGGAGGUGCGCAAGAUUAAGCCGGUGGAGGUGGAGGAGAGCGGGGAGUCGGAGGCCGAGGCGGCGCCCGCGGAGGUGAUCCAGGCAGAGGUGACGGUCCACGCGGCCCUGGAGAAUGGCAGCGCCUUGGCAACCACCGCCAGCCCCGCACCCGAGGAGCAGAAGGCCCAGGCGGCCCCCGAGGAGGAGGCGGCGACCGUGGCGGCGCCUGAGAGAGGGGUGGGCAAUGGCCGGGCCCCGGACGUGGCCCCCGAGGAGGUGGACGAGUCCAAGAAGGAGGAUUUCUCGGAGGCGGACUUGGUGGACGUGAGCGCCUACAGUGGGCUGGGGGAGGACUCUGGGGGCAGUGCCCUGGAGGAGGACGACGAAGAAGACGAGGAGGAGGGUGAGCCCCCCUACGAGCCCGAGUCGGGGUGCGUGGAGAUCCCGGGGCUUUCGGAAGAAGAGGACCCGGCCCCGAGCCGGAAGAUCCAUUUCAGCACGGCGCCCAUCCAAGUGUUCAGCACCUACUCCAACGAGGACUACGAUCGUCGCAACGAGGACGUGGAUCCCAUGGCAGCCUCUGCUGAGUACGAGCUGGAGAAGCGGGUGGAGAGGUUGGAGCUGUUCCCUGUGGAGCUGGAGAAGGAUUCCGAGGGCCUGGGCAUCAGCAUCAUUGGCAUGGGGGCCGGGGCAGACAUGGGCCUGGAGAAGCUGGGCAUCUUUGUUAAGACUGUGACUGAAGGCGGUGCGGCCCAUCGGGACGGCAGGAUCCAGGUGAAUGAUCUCCUGGUGGAAGUGGAUGGAACAAGUCUGGUGGGAGUGACCCAGAGCUUUGCAGCCUCCGUGCUCCGGAACACCAAGGGCCGUGUGCGAUUUAUGAUUGGCCGGGAGCGGCCGGGUGAGCAGAGUGAGGUGGCCCAGCUAAUUCAGCAGACCCUGGAACAGGAGCGAUGGCAGCGGGAGAUGAUGGAGCAGAGAUACGCCCAGUACGGGGAGGAUGACGAGGAGACAGGAGAAUACGCCACUGACGAGGAUGAGGAGCUGAGCCCCACGUUUCCGGGUGGCGAGAUGGCCAUCGAGGUGUUCGAGCUGGCGGAGAACGAGGAUGCCUUGUCCCCUGUGGACAUGGAGCCUGAGAAGCUGGUGCACAAGUUCAAGGAGCUCCAGAUCAAGCAUGCUGUGACUGAGGCAGAGAUCCAGCAGCUGAAAAGAAAGCUGCAGAGCCUGGAGCAGGAGAAGGGGAGGUGGCGGCUGGAGAAGGCCCAGCUGGAGCAGAGUGUGGAGGAGAACAAGGAGCGCAUGGAAAAACUGGAGGGCUACUGGGGCGAGGCCCAGAGCCUGUGCCAGGCUGUGGACGAGCACCUGCGGGAGACGCAGGCCCAGUACCAGGCCCUGGAGCGCAAGUACAGCAAGGCCAAGCGCCUCAUCAAGGACUACCAGCAGAAAUCUCGGAACUGGAAGGAAACCUGCAAACACUGAGGAAUUCCAAUUCUACUUAACAGGAAUCAUUCCUUGACCGGACAAUAAUUAAUCCCCUCCCAUUGUCCUCCCUCCCCUGUCCUCAAUACUUCACCCCGCUCCCUACCAGCCUGGGGACAGGUGCCCCGACUCCCCCACCCCUCCACCCCACCUCCCCCAGCUUCAGGGACCAGAGGGCCCAUAUUACAGGCCCCCUUAAGGUGGCCCGGGCAGACAGGUGGCUGGAAGGAUGGCCUCCUUCUAGCCUUUGGGGCUGAGGCACAGAGGCCAUGGGAUGCCAUGGGCUGGCCUGGGUGGUGGAUGGACACGAGGACCUGCAGACCAAACUGCCAGACUUUACAACCUCCAGCCUUUGUCUCUGGACUGGAAAGGGGCUGGGGGCUCUCCCAGCAUCUCACCACCUGGAGGCUGCUCCCUGCUCACGGGGCUCCUAGGUGGCCCCUGGGCCUCUUGACUCGAGAGUCUACCUUCUUGACCCUUCCCUGCUCCCCUGUCAUCGUGCUGUUCUGUUGCAUUCUGACCCUCCUGCUAGGAGGGGUUGCCUCUACACCUCUCCUCCCAUCCCUGUCUGCCCUCCCAGGAGGGGCAGAGUCUACCCAGAGCCUGGAGGCUGGGCCUGGCCCUGCACUGAUUUCUCAUGUAUCCUUCGUGAAAAGGGGAGAGUCCAAGACACCUGAUGUCCAGCUCCCCCUUUUCUCGGGGCAGGAGCCCUCAAUUUCUCCUUGUGCCUCCCCUCCCCCAGGUGCCAAAUAGCCAUAACCUCUUCCUGGAACUGUUCUGCGGCCUCUAUGGGGACCAGGUUUCCUGGCCAACCCUGGGAGUGAGAGGGAGGAGAGGAGGUCAGCUUAGGGGGCCUGGUUUUAGGCAAGGGGAACAUUUGUCACUGGAGAGCCAGGCCCUGUCCUGCCCUAUGCAGGGCCACACCUGGAAGCCUUGUACUAACACUGCAGAGAUUCAGCCUCACCCCACCCACACCCACAGUUUUCCAAUGUUUUGACUGGAGGGCAAAAUUUUACUACUUUUCAUCUUUUUGGAGACCAGGGCUGCCCUGCUGGCAGCCUGCUUUCUAAGUGAAAUCGACUCCGUUUCCCCACUUUAACCCCAAAUUGGGGCUUGGACCAAGGGAGGUGAGACCCCCACCCCAGGUCCCCUCCCCUUUCAGAUUACAUCUCUCAUUUUGCCUCUUCCUCAUGCCCCUGCCUCAGCCUGGGUUUUUGUUCUUUUUUUAAAAAACAACCCUUGUUCCAUCCAUUUUGGCUUUUCCUCGUCCCCUGUAAAUAGACCAUGCCAUCGAUCAGUAUUUCUCAGCACCCACUUCCUGCCCCCAGACGUGCGCCUACCCCCGAAGGAGCUGGCUGUCUCAGUGCCUGGGCCCAUGCACUUCACCUCCUCGGCCUCAGCAGAUGGAGGGGGCGGGGCUGGGUGGGCGGGGCUGCGGGGGGUGCUUCUGGUUUCUCCGGCCGGGGCCCUCUCUGUCCCGCCUUCCACAGGACUGCGUCUCUGUAUAUAAUAUAUAUAUGUAUGUAUUGUUCCCGGUUUUGUACGGACCAUGCCCUCUGUCAGGUCGUCCCCAUAAAAGCAGCCCCCAGAGCCUUG